ACACCUGGGGAGCGGCGGGAGGGUGAUGGCGGGGUACCGAGGAGGGGCCCCGACCCGAAACGCCCACCCUGGAGGCCGGGGCCGCCCCUCCUGAGACCGGGGGAAGGUGGGGACUCCCAGUCCCCGCGGGCGGCCCUGUCGGGGUUUGAGGGUUUAACGGGGGACCGGGCCGUAACGCCGCCACCAUGCGCGCCCCUCCGCGGCUCAAGCGGCACUCGUACGGCGGCCAUUGGGCCCGGCCGGCACCCGUCGCCGCGGUGGCAUCUGGGAAGGAGAGAUGAUGGCGGCGGAGCCGAGCAAGACGGAAAUCCAGACUCUCUUCAAGCGCCUCCGCGCAGCACCGGCAAACAAGUCCUGCUUCGACUGCGGCGCCAAGAACCCGAGCUGGGCCAGCAUCACCUACGGGGUCUUCCUCUGCAUCGACUGCUCCGGCGCGCACAGGUCCCUGGGCGUGCACCUUAGCUUCAUCAGGUCCACAGAAUUGGAUUCUAACUGGAGCUGGUUCCAGCUGAGGUGUAUGCAAGUGGGCAGCAACGCCAACGCGACUGCUUUCUUCCGCCAGCAUGGGUGCACUACCACAGAUGCCAACGCUAAGUAUAAUAGUCGAGCUGCCCAGAUGUACAGGGAGAAGAUCCGGCAGCUGGCAAGCGCUGCCAUGGCCAAGUAUGGCACUGAUCUGCUUAUAGAUGGACUGAGUGGAGCCACUGGGCACUCCCCUGACAAAAGUGAUGCUGAUUUCUUCAUGGAGCACACACAGUCUUCCAGUACCUGGGAUGUAGCCAGUGCCAGCCAGAAUCCUGCACAGUCUUCCCCGGAGGUGGAAAAAGCAUCAAAGUCAUCAGAAGGCAGUGAAGUGUUGAGUUCCAGCCAAGGCCCAUCUAUUGACUUUUUGAGCACAUCUCCUAAAGCUCCUCUAGACAUGUCCAUGUAUCUUUCAACAAAAGGGCCUGCUCCUGCCAGAGAACUUAAACCCUCCCUCAUUGGAAAGAAGAAGCUAGGAGCUGCCAAGAAAGGGUUGGGUGCAAAAAAAGGUCUUGGAGCCCAGAAAGUGAGCAGCCAGAGCUUCAGUGAGAUUGAGCGGCAAGCCCAGGUGGCAGAGCAGCUGAGGGAGCAGCAGGCAGUGGAGUCCAGGAAACAAGCUGAGGAGUCCAUAGUUACCUCAAUGCGACUAGCUUAUCAGGAACUGCAGCUUGAUCGGAAGAAGGAAGAGAAGAAACUUCAGAACCUUGAAGGGAAGAAGCGCGAACAAGCAGAGAGGCUGGGCAUGGGCUUGGUGUCCAGAAGUUCUGUAUCGCACUCAGUGAUGUCUGAGAUGCAAGUAAUCGAGCAGGAGACGCCACUGGCUGCAAAAUCUUCCCGUUCCCAACUGGACUUGUUUGAAGAUGCUGGAGGCUUCACAUCUGGACCCCCCAAGUACAAACAUAAUCCCUUCUCAUUCGAAGAUGCACUUGGCUCACGAUGGGAAACAGACUCCUCGUGGGGUAUGGACAAAGAGGAGGAACCCGAGGUGACCAUUUCCAAUAUUCGGCCGGUUUCAGAGAGACCCACCAGUAGGCGGGAGACAGAGAACAGGACAUCAGUGGUGGAAUCCAAUGAAGCUCGGCAGAAGUUUGCAGGGGCUAAAGCCAUCUCGUCAGAUAUGUUCUUUGGGCGGGAGGCAGACACUGAGUAUGAAGCCAGAUCCCGACUGCAGCAGCUCUCAGGCAGCAGUGCCAUCAGCUCUGCAGACCUAUUUGGAGAGGCUGAGAAUGUGCACUCAGGUGGCGUGUCCAUUGGAAAUGUCCUGCCUGCAGCUGACAUUGCACAGUUCAAGCAAGGAGUGAAAUCUGUUGCUGGCAAGAUGGCUGUCCUAGCCAAUGGGGUGAUGAACUCCCUCCAGGAUCGUUAUGGUUCAUAUUGAUGACCCAGGGACUGCAACUCACAGGGAAGCCAGCAAGAGGCACUGGUGCCACCUAUGCCUGGAGUAAACUCUGGAGGAUUGUCUUAGUUUGUCUGGGGUGGGUGGGGAGGGGAGAAGUUAAGCAGAGGGGUCAGGACAUGGCUGUACCCAGGAUGCUUUCCAAAUAUCUCUGGAUUCCACUCUAUUAAAAUUCAGUGUGCCCUCAUACCCACUGCUAUCUGCUAGUCAGUGGAGACAGGCCUUCUUACAGGGUUAACCUUACUGCUAUAAAAGAUAUGACAGGAACUCCUGGGCUGCCCUCA
Phalacrocorax carbo (great cormorant) is the source of this 2202-nucleotide messenger RNA. Lineage: Eukaryota; Metazoa; Chordata; Aves; Suliformes; Phalacrocoracidae. The record is from RefSeq and is a predicted model, not a curated record.